AUGGAGGGAGAUAAGAAAUAUGGAGCAAGGGCUGAUGGAUGUGGCGUUCAGAGCUCAGCAGAAAAGCAGAUGUGGCGGUGCAUACGGUACAUAUCUGGUGAUAUUGUGACUACUACUACGACUAUGACUGGAGAGGUUCUUCCAAAGGUCCCAAAGGUCCCAAAGGUCCCAAAGGUCCCAAAGGUCCCAAAGGUCACAUUGCUCUCUUCUGAUACCAUUCCAGGAGUUGGAUUUGGAACAGGAACCAAGCAUCGAGUGAAGAAACAAACAGAUCCAAAGCUUGGAAUGGAAACAAUAGAUGAGGAUUUAGUGACUGUUUUAGUUAGUGCACUUCACUCUGGAUUUAGACAUUUAGAUACUGCAGAAUGUUAUCUAACCAGAGUAGAAAUUGGUGAAGCUAUUAGAAGAUCAGGGAUACCGAGGUCUGAGGUGUGGAUUACUGAUAAGUAUGAUCAAGGAUGGAAAUGGAAAGGUGUACUACUUCCAUCCUGUACUCCAUCAGGACCCUAUGAGUCACUUCAUAAGAGUUUGAGACUCAUGAAAGUUGAUUACAUUGAUCUGUUUCUGAUCCACGGCCCUUAUUUUUGCAAAGAAACAUGCAACAUCACGGUAGAAGAGGCCUGGAAGCAGAUGGAACGGUUACUUGAAGAAGGACUUGUUCGAAACAUCGGUGUUUCCAACUUUGAUGUUCCUCUAUUGAAGCGUAUCUUUAAAAUUUGCAAGCAUCAGCCUCAAGUAGAUCAGGUUGAGUAUCAUUUAUAUCAGCAAGAACAUCGCGUGGUGGAGUUCUGUAGACAACAUAAAAUGCUUGUUGAAGCUUAUGCUCCUUUAACUCCAAUGUUCUCUAGUAAAGUUGGUGCCAAUAGACCUGCAGAGCCCGUUAUUGAGGAGCUCUCUGAAAAAUAUCACGUUCAGCCGAACCAGUUAUUACUUAGAUGGGUCUAUCAAUCUGGUGUACUUCCUAUUACUACUUCCAGUAAUCCAGAGAGGAUGAAGAACACCUUCAAGAUCUUUGAAUUCGAACUUGAGCCCGACGACUUCGCCAGAUUAAAGAAUGCAGGUCAGCAGUUCAAAUACAGAGGUUACUUUGAUAAUGCUUUCGAUUUAGAUAUCUAA
Molecule: messenger RNA, 1116 nt
Organism: Brettanomyces nanus
Lineage: Eukaryota; Fungi; Ascomycota; Pichiomycetes; Pichiales; Pichiaceae
Exons: 1
Coding region: 1-1116 (371 amino acids)
Molecular function (GO): oxidoreductase activity, acting on NAD(P)H as acceptor
Source: RefSeq, a predicted model, not a curated record